Messenger RNA from Diospyros lotus (date-plum), 1421 nucleotides. Its product is annotated as peroxidase 40. The transcript is spliced from 3 exons. Bases 284 to 1381 code for a protein of 365 amino acids. Gene Ontology annotation, molecular function: heme binding; peroxidase activity. The record is from RefSeq and is a predicted model, not a curated record. Lineage: Eukaryota; Viridiplantae; Streptophyta; Magnoliopsida; Ericales; Ebenaceae. Gene Ontology annotation, biological process: response to oxidative stress; hydrogen peroxide catabolic process.
CUCUCUCUCUCUCCAUGUAGAAACUGAAACUUUGCCGAGUAAAAGAGAUCACAAACGCACGAAGCAGCACAUGGGCCUUAGGUGAAAACAACUAGAGUAUGUCAUUCACAACUAACCACCUGCUCUACUCUUGACUGUGUCUUCUUCUGCUCCUACUAGUCCUUCGGUACUAGGAUCUGCAUGCCUCCAAGCAACCAUUAUAUAGAGCCAACCUCAAAGCCUACUCUACUAAAACCAAACUAACCAAAGCUAGCUAGCACUGAUCGGAAGGCUAGCUGCAACCAUGGCCUUGUUCUUAGCUUUCUACUUGCUCAUGCUCAAGAACAUGCCAACGGCUUUAUCAGAUACCUCAAGCUACUCUAAUGAAGCAUGCCUUGAUGGUGGCAACUUUGAGCUGCAAUUUGGCUUGUACCAAGAUAGCUGCCCGCAGGCAGAACCCAUCAUCUUCUCAUGGGUGGCGAAGGCGGUUUCUGACGAUCCGAGGAUGGCAGCUUCGCUACUUCGUCUCCAUUUCCAUGACUGCUUUGUCAAUGCAAGUUAUAUUACCCGUUUCUGUUCUAUGUUCUUAACUGCUCUUAACCGUUAUGAUGUGAGUUGUAAGCUUAAUUUGCAGGGAUGUGAUGCUUCAGUGUUACUAGAUGACACGCGGAGUUUCGUCGGAGAAAAAACUGCUGCACCAAACUUGAACUCCCUGCGAGGGUUUGAAGUCAUCGAUGCAAUAAAAUCUGCUCUUGAAUCUGUUUGCCCCGAGACAGUAUCUUGUGCUGAUAUUCUUGCCAUUGCAGCCAGAGACUCGGUUGUCCUUUCAGGAGGCCCAAGCUGGGAAGUCCAGACGGGAAGGAGGGACAGCCUAACUGCAAGCAGAGCAGCUGCAAACAACAACAUUCCAAGCCCUAAUUCCAAUGUAGCAACACUUGAGGCCAACUUCCAAAAGGUUGGCCUUACUCUAAGUGACAUGGUUACCCUCUCAGGGGCGCACACAUUGGGGAAAGCUAGGUGCUCCACAUUCAGCUCUAGGCUGAAUGGAAACAGCAACUUGAACAGCCAAGAUUCCAAUAUAGAAUUCUUGCAGUCACUCCAGCAGCUGUGCUCAGAUCCCAACAGCAACACAACAUUAGCACAGCUUGACCUUGUGACCCCAUCAACAUUUGACAACCAGUACUUUGUCAACCUAAUCUCCGGCGAGGGACUACUGGUGUCCGACCAGGUCCUUGUGGCCAGAGAUGAGAAGACACGUGGAAUUGUUGAAUCUUAUGCGGAUGACCCAAUCAUCUUCUUCGAGGAGUUCAAGAGAUCUAUGCUGAAAAUGGGAAGCUUGGGACCGCUAACAAGACAAAGUGGUGAAAUCCGCAAAAACUGCAGGAUAGUUAAUCAAGUUUAGCCUAAUGAUAGCUUUGUAAGGGAAGAGAUGAUAUCUGAAG